AUGUAAAGUUCAGUGUCUCUCAACACUGGUCUUCAGGCCCCACUGUACCAGCUGGUGAUGCUCACGUUAGCUGCCCUGUCAUGGACUCGGGGCUCGGUAUCAGCGGGAAGGAGUUGUACCGAGACUCGGCAGGUGUACGCAGAGAAGGGCUACAGCACAAUUACCGCUCCUCUUACUCAAAUCUCUGGUGAGCACCUCCGCCUGUGCCCACAGGACUACACCUGCUGCUCAAGUCAGAUGGAGGAAACACUGGCCCACCAAAGCGAGAGUGACUUCCUGUCCGCCAUCGAGGACACCAGCCAGUUCUUGCUGACCACCUUUACCCAGAGGCACCGCAAGUUUGAUGAGUUUUUCCGGGAGCUCAUUGACUUGUCAGAGAAAUCCAUGAAUCAGAUGUUCACCAAGACUUAUGGCCGACUAUUCACCCAGAACGCCCAAGUCUUCCAGGAGCUGUUUGUGGAGCUGCGCAGAUACUACUCUGGGGGCAGUGUGAGCCUGUCCGAGGUGCUGACAGACUUCUGGUCUAGACUAGUGGAGCGUGUUUUCUCCCUGGUCAACCCCCAGUACCAGUUCAGUGAGGAGUACCUGGAGUGUGUCAGCAAACACGCAGAGCAGCUGCAACCCUUCGGGGACGUGCCUCGAAAACUGCGGGUUCAGGUGUCCAGAGCAUUCAUAGCUGCUAGAGCCCUAGCACAAGGGCUAGCUACGGGGCGUGACAUUGUCAACAAAGCAGCCAAGCUGAGUCCCAGCACAGAGUGCUCCCGAGCAUUGAUGCGUCAGUGGUACUGCCCACUCUGCCGAGGCUUCCCCUCCCUGAGGCCCUGCCACUCCUUCUGCCUCAACGUGAUGAAGGGCUGCCUGGCCAAUCAGGCAGACCUGGACACGGAAUGGAACAAUUUUAUUGACGCUCUGUACCAGGUGUCUGAGAAGCUUGAGGGGCCCUUCAACAUGGAGCUGGCGGCAGACUCCAUCUCUGUCAAGGUGUCCGAGGCCAUCAUGCACAUGCAGGAGAACAGCAUCACCACCUCCACCAAGGUGUUCCAGGGCUGUGGUAACCCCAGGCCCGCCCCGGGGCGGUCCAAGCGCUCACCCCAAGAGCCGGGGGCCAACAGGAGACCCUUCCGUACCUACACCCCAGAGGAGAAGCCCACCACCGCCGCAGGCACCAAUCUGGACCGACUGGUCUCCGACCUAAGAGAGAGGCUGAGGCCCAUGCGGGGCUUCUGGGUCUCUCUCCCACACACCAUCUGUAACGACCAGAACAUCGCCACCGACGUCACCAACGAGGAGCGCUGCUGGAACGGACAGACCAGAGGAAGGUACCUCCCUGAUGUGACGGGUGACGGUCUGGUCAGUCAGAUCAACAACCCAGAGGUGGAGGUGGACAUCGCCAGGCCAGAUGUGAGGACCAGACAGCUGAUCAUGGAGCUGCGAGUGGCCACCAACAAGCUGAGACACGCCCAGGCUGGUCAGGACACGGACUUUGUGGACAGUGAGGAGGGCAGCGGUUCUGGGGGAGGAGACAAAGGCGAGAGAUACAGCGAUGAUUGGCCAGACAACGGGCCCUACUCUCCGCCCUACAGCAAGCCCCCACGAGUGCCCACACCCCCCCUCAAGCCCCCCCGCGUGAGGGAACGCAAUGGAUCCAAGUGGAACAAAAACAAAGCUAGGUCUUCCAGCUCACGGCCAACAUUCUCUUUUAUUGUUCUGUUCUCUUUGUGUUUUAUGGUGACUGGGGCCCCCGUGUGGAGAUAGCAAGUUACUACAGCAAGACGAGUGGAGAAAGCGUGUUUCGUGUAGUUGGGUUUUUUAAGCACACUUUUUGGGGGGGGCAGGAUCAAGGGGUCAUUCCACGAAAAGUGGAACUUUGUGUCCUUUUAACAGAUUUGAGAAACGUUUUCAAUUCACAUGUAGGGUUAGGGCAGGAUAAUAUGGAGUUUCUAUUAUAAUAAAGCACAAGGGUUAUGAUCCAGUUAAAGUUUUUUUAAGACCGCUUUUACACAACAUGGACAUU
Hypomesus transpacificus is the source of this 2014-nucleotide messenger RNA. It is a transcript of the gene gpc2, whose product is annotated as glypican 2. Gene Ontology annotation, cellular component: cell surface; synapse; plasma membrane. Gene Ontology annotation, biological process: regulation of protein localization to membrane; regulation of signal transduction; cell migration. NCBI's taxonomy places the organism in Eukaryota, Metazoa, Chordata, Actinopteri, Osmeriformes, Osmeridae. The transcript is spliced from 12 exons. The record is from RefSeq and is a predicted model, not a curated record.